Molecule: messenger RNA, 504 nt
Organism: Laccaria bicolor S238N-H82
Lineage: Eukaryota; Fungi; Basidiomycota; Agaricomycetes; Agaricales; Hydnangiaceae
Exons: 6
Coding region: 1-504 (167 amino acids)
Source: RefSeq, a predicted model, not a curated record
AUGUCGAACACACUAGUACCGCACCUGCCGUUCGUCAUUGGGAGUGAAAUUUUUAACGCAGAAGCUUACAGUUGCGUCCAGCUUGUCGGUAUUAUCAUCACUUGGUUUUUGUCGGGGUCAUUAUUGGUGCAAUGUUACGAUUUCUUCUGCGCCGAUCAUUUGAAUGGGGACUUGAAAUUCAUCAAAGUAGCGUUUGGAUAUGCCUCGCCGUUGAUCAGCCUGGUGCGGUCGAUGGCUGUGACUGCGGGUGCUUGGCAAAGCUUAAUAGUUGCAUGGGGAAACCCAACAAUUUUCACUGGCCCUUCCGUGUUUCCCGUCCUUACCGUACCACUCACUGGGAUAGAAGCUUGCAUUGUUCAGUUUUUUUUUGCCUGGCGAAUAUGGACCCUGAAAAGAGGGUUCAAAAUCUAUCGAAUUAUUUCAAGCGUAAUGUGUUUGGUGGCGUUUAUGCAAUUAGCGGCUGCGAUUGUCAGUGCCCGUGGAGCAGCUGUACGUGGUUCAUAA